AUGACUCUCUUUUCCAGUUUUGCUUUGAAGGAUCGAAAGGCGCUCUGUUACUUCUCCAAACUGCAAAACACCAUACUGAUCCAGGUUUCUACUCUAGAACUGUUUUCUCUCUUUCUAUUGACGGCUGAGUUAUAUGCUUCUAGGGUUUCCGAGAUUCUUCCCUAAUUUGAGAAUCGUUUGAAGAAUUGAGUGACGCUCAGUUGGCGUAAGCUCCGGUAUUAUUGUAGAAACAGUGAGAUUUGAGCUGGGUCAAGAGAAUGAACUAUAAGAGGGAACAUGAAGAUGAUGCUAGAGUGAACGCGGAAGGGUUUGAAUCUGACCCAAAGAGGCAAAAACGGAAUGGGCAUUCAUCUCCUUCCUCUUCACCACCUCCACCUGCCUCUGAAGGCUCCCUUCUUCCUGGUUUUAAUUACGGCGAUGAGGAUGACGAGGACAACCAGAGAAGGCCACCUGUUGAUGGCUAUAGAGGGGAUGGUGGCGAUAAUCAAAGGGAUAUAAAAAGUGGGGUUGAAGUUGAAGAAGAAGAAGAAGAUGAUGAUGAUGAUGAUCUUGAACAAGGACUUUACAGGCGGAGCCGUGAAAUUGAGGUUAGGAGGGAUUGUCCUUAUCUUGACGCUGUUAAUCGCCAGGUUUUGGAUUUUGAUUUUGAGAAGUUUUGUUCUCUGUCUCUGUCAAAUUUGAAUGUGUAUGCAUGUUUAGUUUGUGGGAAGUAUUACCAAGGAAGAGGGAAGAAGUCCCAUGCAUAUACACAUAGCCUUGAAGCUGGACACCAUGUUUAUAUCAAUCUUCGAACGGAGAAAGUAUAUUGCCUUCCGGAUGGAUAUGAAAUCAGUGACCCGUCAUUGGAUGACAUUAGACAUGUCCUGAACCCAAGGUUUACUGAGGAACAAGUGGAGCAGAUUGACAAAAACAAGCAAUGGUCUAGGGCACUUGAUGGUUCUGAUUACCUUCCUGGAAUGGUGGGGCUCAAUAACAUUAAGGAGACUGAUUUUGUCAAUGUCACAAUUCAAUCUUUAAUGAGAGUCACUCCACUAAGAAACUUCUUCCUCAUCCCUAAGAAUUAUCAACAUUGCAAGUCUCCGCUUGUUCAUCGAUUUGGGGAGCUCACGAGAAAGAUAUGGCAUGCACGGAACUUCAAAGGACAGGUGAGCCCACAUGAGUUCCUGCAGGCAGUGAUGAAAGCCAGUAAGAAACGGUUUCGAAUAGGAGCGCAAUCUGACCCAGUUGAAUUCAUGUCAUGGCUGCUUAAUACACUGCAUGCAGAUCUUAGAACUUCGAAGAAAGAUAGCAGCAUCAUCUAUGAGUGCUUUCAGGGGGAACUGGAGGUUGUGAAGGAGAUUCCUAAGAAAGGUAUUGAGAAGAAAGAAAAUGGUGAUGACCAGAAUACAGAUGUUGUGACUGAAAAUAAUGGCAUUGUCAAGGAAAGGUACAAAAUGCCUUUCUUAAUGCUUGGAUUGGAUUUGCCCCCACCACCUCUUUUCAAAGAUGUUAUGGAAAAAAAUAUCAUUCCCCAGGUUCCACUGUUCAAUAUUUUGAAGAAAUUUGAUGGGGAGACUGUGACUGAAGUGGUCCGACCUCGCAUAGCAAGGAUGAGGUAUCGAGUCACCCGAUUACCGCAGUAUCUUAUUCUCCACAUGCAGCGAUUUACCAAGAACAACUUCUUUGUGGAAAAGAAUCCGACUUUAGUCAACUUUCCUGUGAAGAACCUUGAAUUGAAAGACUACAUCCCCUUGUCAACCCCCAAAGAGAAUGAGAGAUUGCGUUCAAAGUAUGAUUUGAUCGCCAACAUUGUUCAUGAUGGCAAACCUGGUGAAGGUUCAUACAGGGUAUUUGUGCAGAGAAAGUCAGAAGAAUUAUGGUAUGAGAUGCAGGAUCUUCAUGUUUCAGAGACACUUCCCCAGAUGGUUGCCCUUUCUGAGACUUAUAUGCAGAUAUACGAGCAGCAGCAGUAAGCUUGGGAUAGUUUCAAGUGCCAUGGUUGACGGCUUAGGUGGUUUUUAAGCCUAUUAUGGGAGUCGAGUGGUUUCAUACACGAGGAAAACAAGAGGGGAAACAUUUUGAGGUGGCAUUUGCCUGAGUUUGUGAGUUUUAUGGUUCCAUGUAUUCUGUAAGUUGUUAGUUUUGACCAAAUUUUGACAGUGAAGUAAUUGAUAUUAUAUGUUUACCCAAAGAAAAAACCAUCCGUGCUGUAGAGUAGGCAGAUGUAAAGUGCUGAAGGUAUGUAGCAAACUGUUUGAUAAUGAUCUCUGCUCUAAAUGUCCAACCUA
Molecule: messenger RNA, 2267 nt
Organism: Prunus persica (peach)
Lineage: Eukaryota; Viridiplantae; Streptophyta; Magnoliopsida; Rosales; Rosaceae
Product: U4/U6.U5 tri-snRNP-associated protein 2
Exons: 10
Coding region: 258-1952 (564 amino acids)
Biological process (GO): mRNA processing; protein deubiquitination; spliceosomal complex assembly
Molecular function (GO): zinc ion binding; cysteine-type deubiquitinase activity
Source: RefSeq, a predicted model, not a curated record